This is a messenger RNA of Lactuca sativa (garden lettuce), 825 nucleotides long. RefSeq lists its product as uncharacterized. Gene Ontology annotation, biological process: DNA replication. Gene Ontology annotation, cellular component: replication fork. NCBI's taxonomy places the organism in Eukaryota, Viridiplantae, Streptophyta, Magnoliopsida, Asterales, Asteraceae. The record is from RefSeq and is a predicted model, not a curated record.
AUGAGGCUGCUCAACGAUGAAAUUCCCUCUACUUCAGACUUCUCUGUAUCCACGUUUGCAUCCUGGUUAUUGAAAGUUGGAGAUGGAGAUUUAGGAUAUCCAGACGUAAGUGACACAAUGGAUGCAAGAUGGAUUGACAUACCAUCUUCACUUAUGAUUCCUCCUGGACAAGCAACUCUACAAAAUCUUAUACAUUUUGUAUAUGGGGAUGGCAUCCUUGCAACACCAUCUGCUACUGGCUUAUCAGCAAGGGCAAUUGUAUGUCCAAAAAACAAGACAACUCACCACAUAAAUGACCUGAUUCUCAACAUCACCCCCGAAAAUAUGACAACUUACAAAAGUGUCGAAUUGAUUGAAUCAAAUGGCACUCUAACAUUAGAAUUUGAAAGCUUCUACCCAACUGAGUAUCUAAAUCAUCUUAACUUUCCAAGUAUACCUUCACACAUCCUGUCACUAAAAGUUAACACUCCAGUUAUGCUAACUAGAAACCUAAACCAACGAGAAGGGUUAUGCAAUGGAACGCAUCUAAUGGUGUCAAAGUUACUACCAUUGCUAAUUGAAGCAACUAUCAUCACUGGAAUAUCAAUUGGUAGACGAGUCUACUUACCGCGUAUAAAAUUCAUUCAUAAAAGCAUUGAUCUGCCAUUCACUUUCAUUAGAAAACAAUAUCCGAUUAAGAUUUGCUACGCCAUGACUAUUAACAAAAGCCAAGGUCAAUCUCUAAACAAAAUUGGUAUAUACUUACCUGAGCCUGUUUUCAGCCAUGGCCAACUUUAUGUUGCACUAUCCGUGCAACAUCCCCAGACUCAAUCAGAAUUGCAAUAG